AGCUGUUGCCGUUUGUCUGCAGGUGCUCCUGCCCUACAUGUUAGCAGGCCUCGGCAUGGUCUUGGCCGGGAUGGUUUUGGAUUACGUUCAGAUGGGACCUGAAUAAUGCUGGUGGCCGUAACAAGUGUGGACACGUUCUUGGUGACCUUUCUUUACCUUGAAGGAGACUGAAGUAAAACCUGCGUGUUAACUCCCUAUUGCCCGGGCCUUGGACCGGUGAGAAAAGAUCAACACAGCACGUGGUGGGACUGAAAGAACUAGGACUAGUUCAGCAUGGGCUUAUAUAUUAAACCAUCCUGUCAAAGGCAUGCUGCUUCUGGACAAGGAGUAUAAGCUGAGGAGAAAAGACACCAGCCUCGUGGAGUAUGCUGAGGGAUUCCUGCGUGACCUGUGGCUCAUCGAAUGCCAUAGUCUGAACAGGUCUGUCUGGUUCUCGCUGAAGAGCUGGUAGUGGAAGGAGGUGUAGACUUAUGACUGUUUAUCCCCAAACAUCUCUGCAAUCCUUCUUUUCCCACUUUUGAACUUCCCUUGAGAUAACACAGAGAAAUAUCUUCCUUGAAGGCUGCAGCAGCCUAAGCUCAAUCAAGUUGAACUGAUUAUAGAAGAUAACGUUGUCCCAGUGCUCUGGAAAGCCCUUCUGCAGGGUGAAGGAGGUGAAGCUAAAGGCGCUUAGCAGUGUUGGUGUGGGUUAGAGGAACUGUGUCUUUGAACUCUGGAGAAAGUAGCUGUGAGCCUGCCUGGAUGAAUCCUUGCUUUUCCUGCUGAUCAGCCUGUUGAGAAUGGGUUAACAGCAUUUGACCAUGGUGGUCACCCAGCUGGAGUUGGAGCUGUGCUUCCAUGGGAAGAAACUGAGAGGUUUUACCUGUCAGCUGACCAGGUCAGCCAGUGGAUUUCUUCCAGAGACCUCCUUCUCCAUCGCCUCACAGAUUUUCAUACCAUUCCUCUUGGCUGGUUUGGGCAUGGUGGCUGCUGGCCUGUUGAUGGACAUUGUUCAACAUUGGGAUGUGUUUCGGACAAUUACAGAAGUUUUCAUCCUGGUUCCUGCCUUGGUUGGCCUGAAGGGUAACCUUGAAAUGACGCUGGCAUCCAGACUGUCUACUGCUGCUAACACUGGUCAGAUGGAUGAUACCCAGGAACAGUGGAAGAUGGCCACCUGCAAUUUAGCGCUGAUUCAGGUACAGGCUACUGUGGUGGGGCUUCUGGCUGCUGUAGCUGCUGUCAUCCUGGGAGCAAUCUCCAAGGGGUAUGUGGAGCUGAAUCAGGCAGCGGUUCUGUGUGCCAGCAGCGUGACUACAGCGUUCAUAGCCGCGCUUUCACUCGGUCUGGUGAUGAUUGGAGUAAUCAUUGGUGCCAGGAAAGUGGGGAUAAACCCGGACAACGUCGCCACCCCCAUAGCAGCAAGCCUUGGAGACUUAAUAACCCUUUCUCUUCUGGCAGGAAUCAGCAGCACCCUCUUCAAAUACAUAGAUGUGAAAUACCUGUCACCUCUCAUCUGCGUAGGCUUCAUUGUCAUGAUCCCUCUUUGGGUGGCCAUUGCCAAGCAGAGCCCUUCUCUUGCCACUGUCCUGAAAUCUGGAUGGCAGCCGGUCAUUGUUGCAAUGAGCAUCAGCAGCAUUGGUGGGCUGAUCUUGGACAAAACUGUAAGCGACCCAAAGUUCGAGGGCAUGGCAGUGUUUACACCCGUGAUUAAUGGUGUUGGUGGGAAUCUGGUUGCCAUCCAGGCCAGCCGCAUCUCCACAUUUCUGCACUCCUGGAGUUCGCCUGGAGUCCUGCCCCACAAGAUGAGACAGAGCUGGCCCAACCCAUUCACCACCUUCUUCACAUCAGGGGUGAAUUCCAAGUCGGCCCGUGUCCUGUUCCUGCUGGUUAUCCCAGGGCACCUGGUGUUCCUUUACACCAUUCACCUCUUGCAGGGAGGCCACAUGUCCAUAACCGUCACAUUCGUGAUGUUUUACCUAACGGCUGCCUUGAUGCAGGUGGGAAUCUUGCUCUAUAUGGCUGACCUAAUUGUACGACUCAUGUGGAAGAAGGCACUGGAUCCAGAUAACUUCUCCAUCCCCUACCUCACUGCCCUGGGAGAUCUCCUGGGCACUGGAUUCCUGGCACUUUGCUUCCGCUUGGUUUGGCUCAUCUAUGGUGCAGAUACGAGCCUGGGAAACUAACAGGAUCUGUGUUGCAGCAUUGUGCCAUCGCUGCUCUGCAAAGCCAGUCGGUCAAUACGGUGCUUUAAUACGGUCCAACAGGGUAUUUAGAAAUACCAACCAAGUCACUAAGCUGGAAUGAGUAUUGCAUCUCUUCCCACCCUCCUGUUUGCCACUUCAGUGCCUUGCAGCUGUGUAAUUCAAGUCCAAAGAAUCGGCACCCAUGUGGGCUUCUGCGGCGUUAAAGUGACCAAGCCAUCUUAACACACUGCAUUCUGUGUGUGCCUGUUCCCAGCAAAGGAGGGGUUACGAGACUCUCGGGUCCUAUCAUGGUUUAGCAAUAUAUUCCUAUAGCAGCCUGGUAAGUCCAAGACUCAUACAGAGCCUGAUGAAGUCAGUGGGAGACUUUGGAUCAGAUCCUAGAAGAGGCUGUUUCAAUCGGGCUCUGACUGUCAAUUAAAAAAUAUUUGCUGCCCCUCUUCUUUCCUACCCCAGCAGGGGAAAAAUUCAGUAAAGCCCUUAACAUUUCUCUCUCCAUAAUUCAGACACUCAGGGUCUGACGCGGCCUGUUCCUCAUUGCAUUACAGCCCAUAGAAGGGUUGUUAAGAGCAGGGGCCUAACUAAAUCAACCUGUCACUGUCUGAUGAGAGGGAUUUUUUUGUGGUGGUUGUUUUCCAGUUUAAGAAAUACCCGUUCAGUAGUUUUAUGGUUUAUAGAAACACACAAAAAAAUAAAAUGCAAAAAGUGCAGUGGUUUGGGGAUUGUUUAUUGCCAUGAUUUUGGCCGGUUAGAACUGGAAUUUGGCAGGCCAGGCUAUUUUGAUUAAUUUUUCAUUGGGUUUUGUGGCAGGGAUGAGAGUAAACUAAACCAAGACAUUGUAAUGGGCAGAGCACUUAGUUAGGAUCCCUAACUCCUAGACAUGCACAGCAUGGCAUCUGGCAGCCUGGGCUGUAUUUCAGUUAGGUUAUAGAGUCCAUUGCCUCAUUCACACGCAGUGUGAGCAUUGCAUUCCUGAGCCAUGGUGAUGCCUCUAUAAAUCCUUGUCAUUUGUAGGGGUUUUGUACUCCCUUUUCCCAAUGCAGGACAGGCUAAGACAUCUGCUUAGAAUGUGAGUGUGGGGUUCAGUUUCUUGCACCAGCACAGAUGCCCUAUGUGACUUUGGCUGGGCUAGUCAUAUAGGACCAUAGGUUAUAGGCACCUAUUUCCCAUAGAAAUCAUGGGUUAGUGUGCAUCCCCCCAAGAGGGUGUGGGUGUCUAUGCCUGUCUAGCUCCAAGUACAAAUUCUAGGCCCUCAAAAUCCCUGCUCAGCUACCAUCUGCCCCUGGAGGCAUCUACAGUUCUAGGCACUUGUAAGCCCCUCAGGGUACAUAAGGAUCUACUUGAGAGCGAGCACCUAAAUCCUGGCAGUGCUGAACAGCUGGGCACCUGACACCAUGCCUAGACCUGCGACCUUACUAGGUCUGGCAUCAGUGCCCUUCACUGCUCUAUGCAUGCUAACUUUGCAACCAGACAGAGCUGCAUCCAUGCUACUGAGUGACAGUGCUGAUUAGCCCUCCUCCAGCACAGUGUCGGUAUGGCUGUGCCACUUUGUGGUGGGAAACUAAUGUCUACAGAGCAGUGUGGCAUCCUUGAGGGUGCCACUCCCAUGUAGGACAAGUUUAUGAGCUAGAUGUGGCCUGUGGCCAGUCGGGAUCCACAAACCAGUCAUUUCUCGGCAGGGUAUAAGCCAAUGGGUAUUUACAUAUCACACCUGCACAAAACCCAGCUAGAGAACAGGCUGGUCCCUCCUCACCCUCCUGCCUGCUUCCUCGGCAGUGGUAUUUCACCAGUUGCUGCACACUGUUGUCUAAUCAUGGUCCUUUGUGCUAUUCCUAAACAUCUGCUGCCACUGCAGAGUCUGCGCAAUUAAUUUCCCAACUGUGACAGACCAUGAGCGGACAUGCGUGGUGACUGCAGCAGCAACAGCAGGAUGAAAGGUCCUUGCACUAAACUGAAGCAUGAUUACCAUGAACGAUUCCAGAUGGGCAGGAAAGGGAGGGGAAGUCAUUAUAAAAGUCUGCUUAUGUGCUUGAAAUCUGCAUAUUUUUAAAGGGAACUUGACACUGGCUUGAGAGUCUCUGAUGAGCUGUGGGCCCCAUGGCUGGGGCAAGUAUCUCUUGUUCCUCUAGCCGCAUUGCCUUUCUAAGAACAUCUUCCUCUCUGGUAUUUUCCGAGUUGCGUGAGGCAUAUAUCUAAGCUAGGCAUGUCCUUGCCUAGGUAUAAUAUACCCCACAGGGCUUCUGCCACUUUAAGUGUGGUGGCAUGCUGUAGCAGCCAAGCUGUUUGUUGUAGACACUGCUCUUUUGUAUAGAGGCAUUUCUUUCUGCCACCAAAACUGCACCUGCUCCUCACAAACAGCAGAAGCUCUGCCAGGAGAAGCCAUCUUUUGCCAGCAGAGCUGUGUCCAUGGGUUUUUGGGGGUUUUAUUUAUUUAUUGGGGGGGGGGGGGGCAGUUGCUGACAUAGUGAUGCUGGCAUAGCUUUAUAAUGUAAAAUACAUCCACACAGUGUAGCAGGGCAAAGAGACUCCUCAGAUUACCUUCUAAAAUGAAGGAAAAGACGUAGCUAAGUGGAUGUUUUCAUGGUCCCAGCUAUGUAUCUUCCUAGUGGAGAAAACCUAAUUUUAUACCAAUACACCUAACUUUAAGGCCAUACCUGCUGUUAGCUCUCUGGCAUAAGUGAAUUUCUCCCCCUAGCAUUCUCCUGCCUUAAGCUUCUCAGGACCUGGGGAAACAAUAAAAAGUCUCCCUUACUACUUGCAUUUCAAAAACAAUAAUUGGCACUUCUGUUUUAUUUCAAUAAACCAUUUAGACAACUGC
Molecule: messenger RNA, 4998 nt
Organism: Alligator mississippiensis (American alligator)
Lineage: Eukaryota; Metazoa; Chordata; Crocodylia; Alligatoridae
Gene: SLC41A3
Product: solute carrier family 41 member 3
Exons: 11
Coding region: 801-2162 (453 amino acids)
Biological process (GO): monoatomic cation transport
Cellular component (GO): plasma membrane
Molecular function (GO): monoatomic cation transmembrane transporter activity
Source: RefSeq, a predicted model, not a curated record